Messenger RNA from Procambarus clarkii (red swamp crayfish), 417 nucleotides. The record is from RefSeq and is a predicted model, not a curated record. Lineage: Eukaryota; Metazoa; Arthropoda; Malacostraca; Decapoda; Cambaridae.
AUGUGGGGCGAGGGAGUACUAAGUCUGGACCUCUGGUUACGACCUAAAGGCGAGAGACAGGUUGUGAGAUACAAAACUCUUACUAAAGGGUUACAAAACUGUAAGGCGUAUACAUCACUGUGUAGCGCUGCCACCGCCGACGUCACCUGCAACGCUGCCCCUGCCGACGUCACCUGCAACGCUGUCCCUGCCGACGUCACCAACAACGCUGCCCCUGCCGACGUCACCAACAACGCUGCCCCCGUCGACGUCACCAACAACGCUGCCCUUGCCGACGUCACCAACAACGCUACCCUCGCCGACGUCACCAACAACGCUGCCCCCGCCGACGUCACCAACAACGCCGCCACCACCGACGUCACCACCGACGUCACCACCAACGUCACCACCACCCACCGACCACCAAGAUCCGGGUGA